AUGGCGACCGCUUCUUCUUCUUCUCCCUCGCACUCGAACUCUGUAAUCCCUCUUCCUCGUAGCUUCCUUUUCAGAAACAACUCCAAGGGAAACUUUGACAGGUUCAUCCCAAACAGAUCGGCCAUGGAUUUUGACUACGCUCACUUCGCUCUAACGGAAGGAAGAGGAGAAGAGGAAAAAGAGGAGCUAAGUUCAUCUAGAAGAGCAUACAACAAGAGUUUGGCUGAGACUUUGAAUCUGAACCGAACAAGAAUCCUCGCCUUCAUGAACAAACCUUAUUCCAAAGAAGCCUCUGCUUCUUCUCUUCACCUACAACAGUUUAAACCACCCUUGAAGCCUCCUCGACGCAUCCCUAACAGUCCCGACAGAAUUUUGGACGCUCCUGGAAUUGUCGAUGACUUCUACCUCAACAUUCUAGACUGGGGCAGUGCGAACAUGUUAGCCAUCGCCUUGGACAACUCUGUUUGUCUCUGGAACGUUUCCACUGGCUCUGCGACUGAGUUUGUCGUGUAUGAAGAAGAUAAAGGACCUGUCACAAGCCUUAACUGGGCACAUGAUGGGAUUCAUCUCGGAGUUGGGCUCAACAACGGUGAGGUAGAUAUUUGGGAUUGUGAAAGUGAAACUCUACAGAGAACGUUGGAAGGUUGCCACUACACACGUGUAGGGUCGUUGGCGUGGAACAGUGACAUCUUGACCACGGGUGGGAUGGAUGGAAGGAUCUUAAACAACGAUGUGAGGAUCAGGUCACACGUUGUGGCGACUUACAAGGGUCACAGUCAAGAGGUGUGUGGGCUCAAGUGGUCAGGAUGUGGUCAGAGACUUGCGAGUGGUGGUAAUGACAGAUUAGUACAUAUUUGGGAUCGUUCUAGCUCUACGCGGUGGCUGCAGAGGCUCAGGGGACAUAGUUCUGCAGUUAAAGCUCUCGCUUGGUGUCCUUUCCAAAGCAAUUUGCUUGCAACUGGCGGUGGGGAAGGUGAUAGGAAGGUGAAGUUUUGGAACGCUGAGAGAGGGGCUUGCUUGAAUACGGUUGACACUGGCUCCCAAGUUUCUUCUCUGUUAUGGAGCAAAAACGAGAGAGAGCUGCUUGGUUCACAUGGGUCUCAGCUCACACUUUGGAAGUAUCCAUCGAUGGUGAAAAUGGCUGAGCUCCCUGGUCAUACAUCAAGAAUCCUGUCGAUGGCGCAGAGUCCGGAUGGUUGUACUGUGGUUUCAAUAGCUGGAGAUGAGGCCCUCAAGGUUUGGAAUGUUUUUGGAGCACCUGAGACAGCCAAAAAAGCUGUUCCAAAAGCAGCUCGUGAGCCGUUUUCUCGUGUGGGUGGUAUUCGUUGAGACUGUGAAAACUACAAUGAGAGCCACUGAAGAUAAUUGAUAGGAUUACAGAUUCAUUAUUCAUUUAACAAGCCGG
Molecule: messenger RNA, 1405 nt
Organism: Eruca vesicaria subsp. sativa (arugula)
Lineage: Eukaryota; Viridiplantae; Streptophyta; Magnoliopsida; Brassicales; Brassicaceae
Source: the annotation of a GenBank genome assembly